AAUAUCUCCUAUGGAUCCUACCGUUGGCAUUGUAUCUAUCCAUCGUGCUCGGGGACCUGUGACCAAAGAUGUCCUCAACUCGGGCAUGGAGCAACUAGUUGAUGCCCUGGUGGUGGACCCGUUCGUUCAACAGCGUUGGAACAAAGUCGAACUCGUUGUGCAGACCCCUGAUCUCAUUGAACACUUCGAGAACCUCGGUUUGGACCCCCCGCUCCCCAUCGCCAUUCUGCUAGUCGAAUGCAGGUCUGUGGAUGAGUACGUCCAGGCCCGUCGUUUUUCCUAUAAAUGCCGCCCCGUACGACACUCACGAGGCGCCCUCAUCGCCCAGGUUCUCACCCAUUCGAGCCUGGACCCGAUAUUUUCACAGGCAGAGACGCAGUUCGGAUUCAAAUCGAACGGAUCGGCGUUUUCGGCCGACGUCGCCAUUCGCCUCCACCGCCCCGCGUCCGAAGACGGGAAACCGCAUUCGACGGCGAUGGCGCUGAUGAAGGUCCCACAGGAUUUGCACCCGCAAGAACACCACGACGCGCUGGGCCCUCGGUUCGAAGAAUGGGUCACCAUGCCCCAGCAGGAGGAGUAUCUGCGCAAGCAUGCCGUAUGGUCCCCGAAUGAUGAUCUCGAUGCCCGCCUUGGAGAAAUUGGCUUCCCGUCCCGCGAACAUCUAUUGAUCGUGGAAAUCCAGGGCGAAAUCAUCGAGCAUCCGAGCUUCGACGAUGCAUUCCAAGGCCAUACCGAAUGGGGGAAUCUCUGGGGCGGUGCUUUCAAGCAGAGCGAAUGCUUCUCAUAUGAUAUCCAGGCUGGUCUCGAUGCGUUGUUCCAUACGAAGAAACGAAUCAGUCGAAUACACUACAAACGCAUCCUUAUCAGCACCCAAGCCAGCAACCACAGAUUGCGCACAUGCAUCACGCUGAGGAAGUCCAGAAGACGGCUUAACAUCGGUCGAACCGCACAAACGUUUGUGUGCAUCUGUGUGCGCAUCAGCACAGCCAUAUCUCGUUAUCGCCUCGAUCACACACAUCUUUUUCGCUUGCCCUCCCGUCUCCUUGCGCACCACUACCCCACCCGCCAGCUGAACCUUAUACAACCAAACGAGAUGCCCGAUGUCAAGGAGAAAGUCUGUCUGAUUGUGCACGAUGGCUGGGGUGUCGCUACUGUCCCGGGGCUCGACGGCAACGCCAUCGAGGCGGGCACCACGACGAACAUGGACACGAUCGGGAAGGAGAACAGCCUGCGUCUGCUCGCGGCGCACGGGACGGCCGUCGGGCUCAAUGAUGGGCUCAUGGGCAACUCCGAAGUCGGACACCUGAAUAUUGGCGCUGGACGCAUCGUGUACCAGGACAUCGUGAAGAUCGACGUGUCGAUCAAGAAGAGGCAGUUCCACAAGAACGCGACGAUCCUCGAGAGCUUCAAGCACGCCAAGGACGGGAAUGGGCGGCUGCACCUGAUCGGGCUGCUCUCUGACGGUGGUGUGCACUCGCACAACUCGCAUCUGUACGCACUGCUCGAAACCGCGAAGGAGCAGGGUGUGCCUUCGACCUACAUCCACUGCAUCGGUGACGGACGUGACACCGCCCCGCGAUCUGCACCUGGAUACGUCGAAGCCCUGGCGGAAGUUACGAAGAAGCUUGAGUACGGCGAGAUCGCGACAUAUGUGGGACGAUACUACGCGAUGGACCGCGACAAGCGCUGGGAGCGUGUCAAGAUUGCUGUCGAUGGUCUCGUUGGAGGUGUCGGCGAGGAGGGUACAGACCUCGUCAAGGCCAUCAAGUCCAACUAUGAGAAGGACGUGACUGACGAGUUCAUGAAGCCCAUCAUUGUGAACGGCGAGGCGGGUCGUAUCAAGGACGGCGAUACGAUUUUCUUCUUCAACUACCGGUCAGAUCGCAUGCGUGAAAUCGCGUCGGUCUUCGGGCUGCCGGACAAGCCGAUGGAGGUGACGAUCCCCAAGGACCUGCACAUCACCACCAUGUCACGGUACAACUCGGAGUUCCCCUUCCCCGUCGCUUUCCCUCCCCAAGCUAUGACGAACGUCCUUGCCGAGUGGCUUGGAAAGCAGGGCACGAAGCAGGCGCACAUCGCCGAGACCGAGAAGUACGCACACGUCACCUUCUUCUUUAAUGGUGGUGUCGAGGCGCAGUACGAGAACGAGGAACGUCAUAUGGUUGCGUCACCCAAGGUCGCGACGUACGACUUGAAGCCGGAGAUGAGCGUGCAGGAUGUCGCGGACAAGGUCGCCGAGGUCGUCGAGUCCAACGUACACGACUUUGUCAUGUGCAACUUUGCGCCGCCGGACAUGGUGGGACACACGGGUGUCUACGAUGCUGCCGUGAAGGCGAUCACGGCCACGGAUGCUGCGGUGGGCACCGUCUUCGCUGCCUGUCAGCGCGCCGGCUACACCCUCCUCGUCACCGCCGAUCACGGCAACGCCGAGCAGAUGAAGAACCUUGAGACCGGCGCACCGCACACCGCACACACGUGCAACCCCGUCCCAUUCAUCCUCGCUGCGCCUGCCGAGCGGAAGACCAAGUACGCGCUCCAGGGCGAUGAAGAGGGCUCCGACGAGGAGCCGGGUGCACUGUGUGAUGUGGCACCGACGAUCCUCGAUCUUAUGGGCCUUCCCCAGCCGGAGGACAUGACCGGGCGCUCGCUACUCGUUCGCAACUGAAUGCCUUGAGAAAACCGCGACUUAGAGACCGGAGAUCACCACCGGAAGAAACGAAAUGUACUUACUACUGGCCAUGUACUAGAGAGAUCUGCUAUACAGAUGAUGGAGCCCGAG
Messenger RNA from Mycena citricolor, 2779 nucleotides. The record is from the annotation of a GenBank genome assembly. NCBI's taxonomy places the organism in Eukaryota, Fungi, Basidiomycota, Agaricomycetes, Agaricales, Mycenaceae.